Messenger RNA from Seminavis robusta, 1243 nucleotides. The record is from the annotation of a GenBank genome assembly. NCBI's taxonomy places the organism in Eukaryota, Bacillariophyta, Bacillariophyceae, Naviculales, Naviculaceae.
CAAAGAUGCAAUGAGAGCUGAAAUUGUUGUUUACAACGGGUAGCGGCGGUAUGUGUCUAUGCGCUGAGCAUCCUUCCUCCGCCGAAAGUCCCAUCGCGGUUUCCUCUUUCAUCACAGCCACAUUUUUUUACCGUGGAAUAAGCAAAUCACAUCAACUGUAUCCGUCAUUCAGCUGUUUAUCGACGCGAAGCAACCAUGAGCAACGUUUCUGUUCUCGCUCCUGGAGAUCGCCCUGGAAAGAACGAUUGCAUUUGUGGAAGAGGAGGUCUCAGCAACAGCCACAACGUGAACUUCCGCGCAUUCAUCGACCGCCACAGGCCUCUGUAUCUAGCCGCGACGCGGACAAUGAAGCCGCGAGUCUCGAGCUACGUCGUUUCACUCUGGCGGCAGACCCAGAAUGGGCGUUUCCUUGACAAGAAGCUGAUUGAAGGUCCGGAUGGAACGGUGGUGGCACGAUGGUACGAUGUUGGGGACAAAUGCGCCACCAGGAAGGUAUCCCAGUGCCUUCGAGCUCGAAGAAAGAACCACAUGUUCACUGGUAGCUUGGGCAGUUGCAAACAGUGGAAUGGACACACUGAUAGCCUCAUCAAUCUGGUGCACCAUCAGCAGGAUGCAGAUGAUUCGGAAGGUAGUGUUGGGUCGACUUCUUCCAGCAACAGUGCCUUUCAAGUUCAACAGCCGAAAAACGAACCUACGAGUAGGCCAAAAGAGAGACCCGAGCUCAGCAUUGAUUUCAUUGACUGGGGUGAUGCAAAAGCAGACGAGAACGACCUUAACCAAGGGGGCAUCGAGCACAGCGUGGAUACAUUGGACUCAGAGUCUGGCGUUGCGAGAGCAGAGAAUAUCUUAGCACAAAUGGUGCCAUGUGCUGCCACUAUUACGGAAGAUGUCUUCAGCUGCCAUGAAAGGGACGAGGAGGAACCAAACAAGAGAGUAGUUCCUUUGUCUUCGCAUCCGGAUUGGGACGAAGUGGAGUUGCAGUGCGAGUUCCCAUCGGUUGAUUGGGCCGUGUUUGGUACAGGAGAACCGGUACCUCUUCUUCUUGACACCGUGUGCGGUGCAAUCUCGCAAAGGGAAGACUGAUGCGCUACAGGCACUGAUGCGCUGUGUCGUCAAGUGUUGGCUGCUGUAUUCGAGUCUCUAUCUUUGCUUUCCAAGAUGAAUCAUCUCUUUCUGUAUUAGUACUCUGCUUUUAAUUAUUCUUUAUCCUCCUUCAUGAUCUUCAGCAGGCCACCAGCUACAU